Molecule: messenger RNA, 1951 nt
Organism: Salvia miltiorrhiza (redroot sage)
Lineage: Eukaryota; Viridiplantae; Streptophyta; Magnoliopsida; Lamiales; Lamiaceae
Exons: 2
Coding region: 322-1695 (457 amino acids)
Source: RefSeq, a predicted model, not a curated record
UCCCUAGGCUGGAAAGCCACAAAACGAAACGUAAGUGAAUUUGAUUUCAUGGGAAAAAAAACAAGGGCAAAGACGUGAAUUGAGGAAAGGAGGGGCAGAUUUGUAAUUUGGGUGUCCGUCAACUUCUGUCCUAGUGGCAAACACCAGGCUGUUCACAGCUGUCAUCCAUAUCUCCAACCCCACGGCUUAGGUUAGCAAACCAAACCACAGGCGCUCAACUCAGCGGCUACUGUACCAUGUCGUUAAGUGUGUGUGCCACUGCGCACUGCUCUUCCUCCUCUGCCGCCAUUCCCCUCCUCUAAUCCCACCCUCCAUUCCUUCAUGGAUCCCUGCCCUUUCGUCAGGCUCUCGGUCGGGAACUUGGCGCUCAAGUUCCCCAUCGCCGCCAAGCCUGCUCGCGCUGCCGUCCACCCCUCGUCUUCGCCCUGUUUCUGCACAAUCAAGCUCAAUAACUUCCCCAUUCAGAGCGCCGUCGUCUCCUACAUUCCGCCGGAGAACACCAGCUUCCCCGACGCCAGCUCCCCGCCUCCGGCGGCCACGUUCCACCUCACCAAACCCGAUCUCGACAGGCUCACCGGCAAAUCCUCUCUCUUCUCCACCUCCAAGAGGCCGCAGCUCAAAAUUUCGGUCUACUCCGGCCGCCGCGGCGCUACCUGCGGAGUCAGCUCCGGGCGGUUGCUGGGGAAAAUUUCCGUGCCGCUGGAUUUGGUGGCGGCGGAAUCGAGGGCGGCGGUCUUCCACAAUGGGUGGAUUAGUAUGGGCAAGGAGACAAAGAAGGCAGCACAGUUUCACCUGAACGUGCGGGCCGAGCCCGACCCGAGAUUCGUGUUCCAGUUCGACGGAUCGCCCGAAUGCAGCCCGCAGGUUUUCCAAAUUCGUGGGAAUAUUCGGCAGCCCGUUUUCACUUGCAAGUUCAGUUUACGCGCAGCUGACCGCAAUCAACGCUCCAGGUCAUUGCCAUUGGAGGCUAGCUGUAGUGGUGCAAGAGGUUGGUUGAGUUCUUUCGGCAGCGAAAGAGAAAGGCCUGGUAAAGAAAGAAAAGGAUGGUCCAUCACCAUCCACGAUCUCUCUGGUUCACCGGUUGCUGUCGCCUCCAUGGUGACCCCGUUUGUUGCCUCACCCGGUUCAGACCGGGUGAGCCGCUCCAACCCCGGCUGCUGGCUCAUCUUGCGCCCGGGGGAUGGGACAUGGAAGCCGUGGGGCCGCCUCGAGGCAUGGCGUGAACGCGGCUCAGCCGAUGGCCUCGGUUACCGGUUUGAGCUGAUUCCUGACUCGGCCGCAGCAGCCGGCAUUGUGCUAGCUGAGUCCAACCUCAGCUGCAGCAAGGGUGGGAAAUUCGUGAUAGAUUUGAACGGCAAUGGCGUUGGGUCCAAUGCCUCGACUCCGAGAAGCACCGCCACGUCUCCCGGCUGCAGCCCCCGGAGCAGUGGCGAUUUCGGUUAUGGGCUAUGGCCUUAUUGUAUGUACCGAGGGUUUGUGAUGUCGGCCACCGUGGAAGGGGAGGGGGGCAGUGGGAAGGCAGGGGCGCCUCCGCUGGUGGAGGUGGGCGUGCAGCAAGUGAACUGCACGGAGGAUGCGGCGGCGUUUGUGGCGCUGUCAGCGGCGCUGGAUUUGAGCAUGGAUGCUUGCAGGCUUUUCUCUCAUAAGCUGCGCAAGGAGCUGUGCCCUCCGCCGCCGCAAGAUAUACUGUUUUGACUGCAAAUGAAACCCUUCGUUUCAGGGCAAUUUGUUUCUGAGUGUGGUUGCAAGUUUUAGGACUAACCAAGAAGAGUAGGAGAAAUGUACAGAAGAGAAGGGAAGGAAGGCCCGCUGUGUUUUUUAUUUAGUGUGAGGCUUUUUCAUUUUUUCACCAUUCUUGUUAGUCACCUUUUUUUGGCUCCUUGAAAUUUGUAUGAUUGACUCAUCAUACUAUGUUUUCUUAGUUAGAUUUAUGAUAUUCUUCUUUGUUGAA